Messenger RNA from Racocetra persica, 759 nucleotides. The record is from the annotation of a GenBank genome assembly. Lineage: Eukaryota; Fungi; Glomeromycota; Glomeromycetes; Diversisporales; Gigasporaceae.
CUAUUCGUUCAUAUUACGAACACAAUUCAAUAAAUACCUUUAGCUUUUCACGACCAGUUAAUAAAAAUCCAGAUGGUGUGAAAUCAACCAAUGAAUUCUUGGACUUGUGGACUGAGAAAACUAUAUUGGUCUCCGAGGAUCAUUUUCCCACAGUACUUCGACGUUCAGAAGUUGUUCAAGUCACCAUGAUCGAAGUAUCACCGAUUGAAAAUGCUGUUGCUGCCAUGAAAGCGAAAAAUCGUGAAUUGAUAGCUCUUGAAGCUAAAUAUAAUGCAUAUCUCACUGCCGCAAAGCCUGUAGAUAAAAUCAACACUAAUCCUUUAUCAAUGUCUUUAAAUGGUGCUGUGGAUGCACCUGUUAAUGGCGGUGUGCCAAUGUACAAAAAAGCAUUUUUCAGUUCGGACUUUUUAGCAUCUAAUCCAGAUAAAGAAACAUUUGUAAAUAGUUUAAAGGAAGCAAUUGAAGAGCAGGAGAUCUAUAAAUUGUCAGAACGUAAAAAAGCGAAAGCUCAAUCAGCGACCAAGACAACUAUACAACCUAAUAUAAUUGCACCAGUUAUACCAUCUCCAACAUCGCCAUUUCCUCUUCCUUCACUAAAUAUGAAUAGAUCAAGCAAAGCAUUCCGUGUCCCUUCACUUUAUGGAGUGGCAUCACUUAAUACUGAACAAUUAUCACCAGUUUCACCAACGUCACCUGCAAAUUCAUCAAUAAUGAACCGAGUUGUAACGACAAGCUUUAAUUCUUCAAGGGGCUCAAUAA